CAAGAUGCUGAAGUAGUUUGUCGACAGCUCGGAUACGAUGGAGCUUUAUCAGCACCCCGUACUGCACUAUUUGGACAAGGAACUGGUCAGAUAUGGCUGGAUGACGUUCAAUGUGUUGGAAAGGAGAUUUCGAUAUCGGACUGUCAUCACAGAGGAUGGGGCGUCCACAACUGUGGGCAUUAUGAAGACGCUGGAGUAGUGUGCAAAUCUAAAGUUCGUUUGGUAAGCCCUAGUAUGUCGCCAUCCUCUGGUCGUGUUGAAGUGCUGUAUAAUGGUACAUGGGGAACCAUCUGUGACGAUUCAUGGGACUUACAGGACGCUGAAGUAGUUUGUCGGCAGCUUCGAUACGAAGGAGCUUUAUCAGCACCCGGUGAAGCAGCAUUUGGACAAGGCACUGGCCAGAUAUGGCUGGAUGAUGUUAAAUGUGUAGGAAAUGAGACACUAAUAGCGCAGUGCAAUCACUCAGGAUGGGGAGUUCACAACUGUGGACAUAACGAUGACGCUGGUGUGGUGUGCCGACCGGCAG
Pocillopora damicornis (cauliflower coral) is the source of this 526-nucleotide messenger RNA. Its product is annotated as scavenger receptor cysteine-rich domain-containing group B protein. Gene Ontology annotation, cellular component: membrane. Lineage: Eukaryota; Metazoa; Cnidaria; Anthozoa; Scleractinia; Pocilloporidae. The record is from RefSeq and is a predicted model, not a curated record.